AUGGAGUUCAACAAACCAGACCCACUGAAGAUGACGGGUAACUUGGUUGAAAAUUUUCGAAAUUUCAGAUAUCAACUACAAAUGUAUUUUAAUGCAACUGAAUGUCAUUCAAAAGAGGAAGCUACGCAAGUGGCAAUAUUAUUAGACCUUUUGGGGUCGGAUUGUUUAAAAAUUUACAACACUCUCAAAAUUCCCAGUAUAACUGUAUUUGAAAUUUUGAAAGCGUUGGAGGCUUAUUGCAUACCGCCAAGACGUAAUGAAACUAUGCAACAAUACAAAUUUUUUACACGGAAACAACUCGAUGGUGAGCCAUUUAAUAAGUAUUAUGCGGAUCUUCGAGAAUUGGUUAAGUCAUGUGAGCUUAAUACCUGUGACAAAUUAUUAAAAAUUCAAAUCAUUCUGGGAAUAUCUGAUAAAGAAUUACAAGCAAGGUUAUUGCGAGACGAAUUAACUUUAGAAAAAACUGUUAAGCACUGUCAAAUAGUGGAAGAGUCUAAAGUCAAUCGUAAACUUAUCCAGGAAAACACAAAAAAACUUCUCAACAUUGAGGCAGAGCAACAUAAGGGGUCAAAUCAGUAUAGCAGAGGAGUCAAGUCUAAUUUUCGAAAACCAACUCAACAUAAGCAGUCAAAUGGAAAAGGUGAUGGAAAGUUUAAAAAUAUAAUGGAGAAACAUAUAGAUCUACAACAUAAAAAUAUUAAAAUUGAGAUGGAAGACAACAAUGAAGAAGAAUUUACUGAUAUUGGAUACAAUAUUGACAAAAAUAAACAUAAAAACAAUAAUUUUCGGAAUGUUAGUGUUAAUAAAGAAACCAAUUCAAUAAUUAAAACUGAAAAAGAUGAAACAGUAUUUAACGAUUGUGUGUUUGAAAGCAAAAUUGAAAUUGAAAUGGUUCAUGCUACCGAUCCAAUAGAAAAUUGUAACAAUCCUAAUCCCACUGUUGGUGGACAGAUGGACAAUCGUGAAAAGGAAUACCAGUACAACAUAUGUAAUAAGAGUUUUCAAGACAAAAACAACUUAGAAGUUCACAAAUCACUUCAUGCAAAUAUCAAGAAGUUUAAUUGUAUGACUUGCGGUGAGCAGUUUUUUGAAUUGAAUGGUCUUAAAACACAUUUGAUGGUUCAUAAAGACAAUAAUAUAAAAUUGCUUGAAAAUCAAUUUACUCAAGAGUGCAAUGAUGUUGGUGAUAGUAAUAGUAAUUUAUGGACUGUUGUAGUUAAUAACGAAACCAAUACAAUAAUUGAAACUGAACAAGAUGAAACAGUAUUUAAUGAUUGUGUGUUUGACAGCGAAACUGAAAUUGAAAUGGCUCAUGCUACCGAUCCAAUAGAAAAUUGUAACAAUCCCAAUCCCACUGAACACGAAAUGGAAAUUGGAAUUGAAAAAGAAUAUAAAAAUGAUGAAAUGUAUAAUUGCGCAAAAUGCAGUUUACAAUUUCAUGAUCGUCCAAGUAUUAUAGAUCAUCUAAAUCCUCAUAUCGAUCAAUGUAUCAACUGUUGCAAGUACAUUGGUAGUCCGACUUCUUGUAAAUAUCCUGUUAGCAUCCAAGAACAUCCAAGAACAUCAUUUUAUUUUGAAUGUGAAGAAUGUUACAAUGAGUUUUAUACACUCAAGAGCUUUGAGAGAUAUCUAAGUGCGCAGAGUAAUAAAAAAACAGACAGACCAUACAAAUGUGAUAUUUGUCUAAAAACAUAUAUAAAUUUAUAUCACUUUGCUGCUCAUCAACGAUUACAUAAAGGUGCAAAACCAUUCGUGUGUGAUUUAUGCGGAGAAGCAUUUCCAGCUCGUUUACCUCUGAAUAAGCAUAAAAAAACAAAUCAUACAUGUUAUAUUUGUAAUAAAUUCUUCAAUGACCCCAAAGAACUUAAUGUUCACAAGAUUACUCACGAAGAAUUUAAACUGAAUCAUUAUGCGUGCAAAUUGUGUGACAAAGCAUUUAAAAAUCAACUAACUUUGGACCGACAUCAAUUAACUCAUCAGGUCGAAAAACCGUUCAAGUGCGACUUUUGUCCCAAGGCUUUUACAAGAACUGAUUGUCUGGUAAAUCAUAGAAGAAUACAUACCGGUGAAAAACCAUUUAAAUGCGAUUUAUGUAAGAAGACAUAUCCCCGAUUUGGUUCACUAACUCGACACGAAGCCAUUGUACACAAUAAAUAA
Molecule: messenger RNA, 2157 nt
Organism: Macrosiphum euphorbiae (potato aphid)
Lineage: Eukaryota; Metazoa; Arthropoda; Insecta; Hemiptera; Aphididae
Source: the annotation of a GenBank genome assembly